GAAGAAGCCGACCAUGGGUCCAGAGCCGUUUGGGGACGAGAAAUGAUCGACCGGCCUUGGCAAACAUCAUCCUCAACCAAGGAUCCUGCCAAGCGCAUUUAUAAAUCGGUCAUUUCGCUCUUCCCCCCAUCUCCGCGCCCAGAUUCUAUCUCCGAAGCUUGACUUGCUGCUUUUAUAACAAAUCCUCUUGUGACCUAUCCAGCCUAUCUAUCUUGCUAUCUAUCUCUCGUUCCUUACACCACCUCCCCCCCCCUAUUCCCGGCAGAUUUGAACAUAUCGAGAGUUCCAUUACCUCUCCGUGCCCAAUAAAUAUCCCCAGGCUUUUGUUCUGAAAUACAUGCACCGGAUUCGUUCGUGGGCGAAAGCUCACGCGUCUAAUGGCAGUACAACAGCUACCACCUCUCCCGGCGAGUCUGACGCCAAACCCCCCGACGAAGAGGCCAGUCCGUCUUCGCAGCAAAAUGGGCAAGUGAAUGCAGGUGCCCAGGGCCCGGCCAGUCCGGAGUCAAGUAGUGAAAAAGAUGGAGAGAUCUCCAACCCGGGACUUUGGAUCCGGAUGAAAAACGGCAGUGUCCGGUUCUGCAAGCAUACUAAGACAGCCCUGUGCCACAGCUGGGUCAAUGUCCUGCUGCUGUUUGUGCCCGCGGGUAUUGCCGUCCAGGCUGCUGGCCUGAACCCGGCCGUCAUCUUCGCCAUGAAUGCGAUCGCCAUCAUCCCUUUGGCAGGGUUGUUGAGUCAUGCUACCGAAUGUGUGGCGAGCCGUCUGGGAGAUACCGUGGGCGCACUGAUCAACGUGACGUUCGGAAAUGCGGUGGAGUUGAUUAUCUUCAUCGCUCUCGUCAAGAAUGAGAUUCGAAUCGUCCAGGCGUCCCUGCUGGGUUCUAUCCUGGCCAAUCUGCUGCUCAUUCUGGGAAUGGCGUUCCUUUUGGGAGGUUUGCGCUUUCAGGAACAGAUUUACAACAGCACCGUCACCCAAAUGAGUGCCUGUCUCCUCAGUUUGAGCGUUAUGAGUUUACUCCUGCCAACCGCGUUCCAUGCUUCUUGGUCCGACAGUCGGCACGCCGAUAAAUACACCCUUAAAGUUAGCCGUGGAACAAGCGUUGUCUUGCUCCUCGUGUACAUUCUGUACAUUAUCUUCCAGCUCAAGUCCCAUGCAUACCUCUAUGCUAGCAUUCCACAGCAGAUUAUCGACGAGGAAUCCCAUCCGGGUGUGCUGGCUGAGUUCAUGAACUCGUCCGACUCGUCGAGCAGCUCGUCCGAUGAGUCUGCCGACACGACCACGUCAUGGUCGACCGCCAAACGAAUCAAGAGGGCUAUGAAAUACCGACGACGUCGCAAGUCGAGCUCCAGCUCCAAGGAUACCAGUCUGCCCCAGUCGCUGCGCAACAACUCGCUAGUUGAAAUGCGAAGCGCAGGCGCCAGCGACAGAAUCGGUUCAAUUGUCGACUCGGUGUCCAGUCAUACGGACGAGAAAGGAUCCCAGCCAUCGAACAACGCGGUAGACGGUUACGAAGGAGACAAUGACAACCACCGAUUCAAUGCACCUCAGUCGAGAGACUUCGGUCAGGACACCGGUCGGCCCAAGUCGUCCAAGCGAAAAUCCAAGAGCAAGAAGCGUCACAACAAGGAAAUGAAGAAGAAAACGAUUCAGGAACCGGAGAAACAAGCCGCAUUUAUUGACAGUACCCCCUUGCCCAAGCGACCGGAGCUCAAGUCUUACGUAUCGUCCCCGAUCGCUCGCUUUGAAUCCAGCCCUGUCGAUGCUCAUCUGGACGAUGCGAACGACCUUCCGAAAAGACGAUCCCCAUUUCGUCCGCCCUUUCCUUCGCUGCUUUCCAACACGGUCUUUUCAAGUUCGACGGGUCCCAACGGCGUCCCGCAGGCAGGUCCUUCCGGCAACGCAACCGGUCUGCGCCGCACCAACUCUCUUCCCAGCCACAUGAACCGUCAGCCUCCCGUCGGUAAUGCAGUGCAGUUUGCCCGAGGCGCGGCGCGCAUGCCUACGGCCGUCAAUCCGGUGACCACCGAAGCGGCGCCUCCCCAGCAUCAGCCGCAAAUGUCACGCACCGCAGCCGUUGUCAUGCUUCUGCUGUCCACGGCGCUGGUGGCGGUGUGUGCCGAAUUCCUCGUGGACGCCAUCCCAGUGAUGGUUGAAAGCUCCAACGUCAGCGAGGCGUUCAUCGGCCUGAUCAUCCUGCCCAUCGUCGGUAAUGCGGCAGAACACGUGACUGCGGUGAGCGUGGCCACGAAGAACAAGAUGGAUUUGUCCAUUGGUGUGUCUGUGGGAAGCAGUAUUCAAAUCGCCAUCUUUGUCACGCCAUUGGUCGUCAUUCUAGGGUGGUGCAUGGACAAGGACAUGUCCUUGUACUUCACUCUCUUCGAGACCAUCUGUCUGUUCGUCACGGCCUUCGUGGUCAAUUUCCUGGUUCUGGACGGUCGCAGCAACUACCUCGAGGGAGCUUUACUAAUAGCCGCCUAUGUGAUUAUCGCAGUGGGUGCCUUCUUCUACCCGGGCAAUGACCAGUCCAGCGACCUCGGCAGCGCUGGAAGUAAUUACUGAUUUCGGCUGAAGGCCAAGUGUCCUGAUCUUCACGGAGCCCCUUUUUCCCUCUUCAUCUCCUUGUAAGAUUGUCCGUUGAUGUAGAUGAAAGACAUGACGGAACCAUGUGGGG
Molecule: messenger RNA, 2672 nt
Organism: Aspergillus steynii IBT 23096
Lineage: Eukaryota; Fungi; Ascomycota; Eurotiomycetes; Eurotiales; Aspergillaceae
Product: putative membrane bound cation transporter
Exons: 9
Coding region: 338-2560 (740 amino acids)
Biological process (GO): calcium ion transmembrane transport; intracellular calcium ion homeostasis
Cellular component (GO): fungal-type vacuole membrane
Molecular function (GO): calcium:proton antiporter activity
Source: RefSeq, a predicted model, not a curated record